GUCAAGAGUCAUCAACACCACCGAACCGAACCGAAGACGAUGAAAAUAAAACCUAAUUCUUCUUAUUCUUCUUCUUCUACAAGCUUAAUCAGAAGACAAGCUACUUUGUUUAAGAAAGCUCGCGAGCUUUCAGUGCUCUGUGCAAUCGAACUCUGCGUAAUCUGUUAUGGAGCCGAUGGAGCGCUUAAGACAUAUCCAGAAGAGAGGGAGAAGGUCGAAGCCAUAGCUCGAAGAUACAUUGCAUUGAGCGAGACGAAACGACACAAAAGAAGCGUUGAUCUUAACGUGUUUCUCGCAGAUUCCAACAAGAAGAGACCGAGACGUGUAUCCAAGUUUCCAGUUUGGGACCCUAGGUUUGAUAAUUACCCGGGUGAGCAAGUCACGGGAGUGGUUCAGUCCUUGGAGCGUAACGUAACCAGAUUACAAGAUAGGUUUCGUGCUCUCGUUGAAGUUCGGGAACAGAGGAAGAUGAAUCAAGGAGCGAGUGCGAGUAGUAGUAGUACUAGGAAUACGAUCAAUCAAUAUCUGCUUCCACAACAACCAAACAACCAGUUUUCCAUGUUUCUGCUUAACCAUGAGAACGGGAAUGUCUCGCAAAUCCCAUUAGGUUUGAUGAACCAAGGGCAAUCUCUGCCGAUGAUUCCGCCUGAACUACUACUGAUGAAUCCGGAUGUGGGAAACUACAACUCGGGCUCACUUGGAGCUUUUGGUCCUCCUCUUUAUGAUCUCUCACAACCCCUCUUUUCUUGAUUUGAUUUGAUUAGUGCAAAUUAUCUAGUGUCUAAUAUGAUUUUUUUUGGAUUAUGUCUGUCUGUCUAGUGUGUAAUAGAUUCAUUGUUUGGUCACUUGCUGCAAUCUGUACUCUCUCUCUCUCUCUC
Molecule: messenger RNA, 878 nt
Organism: Camelina sativa (false flax)
Lineage: Eukaryota; Viridiplantae; Streptophyta; Magnoliopsida; Brassicales; Brassicaceae
Source: RefSeq, a predicted model, not a curated record